GUUUGUUCUGUUUGAGCUCAGUGACAUUAACCAGUGUGAGAGCAGCAGCUGAUCACUAGUUUCUGUUUCUUUACUUCAUUAAUAUUAGGUAUCAGGAAGUCUUGAGUCUUUAACCGUCUGUCAUUAUUCGGUCAGUAUGGAGCUCAGUCUUCUUCCUCUUGUGCUCUUGCUGAUUUCAAGCAUCCACUCUGCACACACUGAAGAAAGACCAAAACCCAUAGUGUCCAUCAAACCUGCUCAACAUGUGUUCAGAGGAGAGAAAGUCACUCUCAGAUGUGACAUAUAUGAUGAAGGAGUCACUAGCUGGAGAUACAGCUGGUAUAAAGAAAGUUCAGUCAGUGUUUUCAGUGAUCAGCAGGAACACACACUAACGUCUGUUACUGAGUCUGACGCAGGUAAAUACACCUGUGACGGAUUUAAAGGAUCACGCUGGUCACAAAAGAGUGAUGCAGUUACACUGACAGUAUCAGGUCUAGCUAAACCAACUCUGACUGUUAAGCCACAGAGUUCAGUGUUCACUGGAGACUCAGUUACUCUGAGAUGUGAGCUGAUUCAGUCACAGAAUGGAUGGGAGUUUCUCUGGAGAAAAGACUCAAAUCCUGAAUCUACUGAAGCUGCAACUAAAACAAUCAAUCGUGUGAAAGUCUCUGAUGGAGGAGAGUACAGGUGCAGAGCACGAAGAAGAGAAUAUCACACCGACUACAGUGAACCAGUAGUAGUGACAAUAAACGAAAGACCAAAACCCAAAGUGACAAUGAUACCUGCUCAACAUGUGUUCAGAGGAGAGAAAGUCACUCUCAGAUGUGACGUAUAUGAUGAAGAAGUCACUAGCUGGAGCUACCGCUGGUAUCAAGGUUCAACCAGGUUUGUCAGUGAUCAACAGGAACACACACUCAUGUCUGUUACUGAGUCUGACGCAGGUAAAUACACCUGUAAAGGAUCAGAGACAGAAGGAUCACGCAGGUCACAAAUGAGUGAUGCAGUUACACUGACAGUAUCAGAAAAACCAAAACCCAAAGUGACCAUUAAACCUGCUCAACAUGUGUUCAGAGGAGAGACAGUCACUCUCAGAUGUGACGUAUAUGAUGAAGAAGUCACUAGCUGGAGAUACAGCUGGUAUAAAGAAAGUUCAGUCAGUGUUUUCAGUGAUCAGCAGGAACACACACUAACGUCUGUUACUGAGUCUGACGCAGGUAAAUACACCUGUGACGGAUUUAAAGGAUCACGCUGGUCACAAAAGAGUGAUGCAGUUACACUGACAGUAUCAGGUCUAGCUAAACCAACUCUGACUGUUAAGCCACAGAGUUCAGUGUUCACUGGAGACUCAGUUACUCUGAGAUGUGAGCUGAUUCAGUCACAGAAUGGAUGGGAGUUUCUCUGGAGAAAAGACUCAAACCCUGAAUCUACUGAAGCUGCAACUAAAACAAUCAGUCGUGUGAAAGUCUCUGAUGGAGGACAGUACAGGUGCAGAGCACGAAGAAGAGGAUACCACACAGAUUACAGUAAACCAGUAGUAGUGACAAUAUACGAAAGACCAAAACCCAAAGUGACAAUGACACCUGCUCAACAUGUGUUCAGAGGAGAUACAGUCACUCUCAGAUGUGACAUAUAUGAUGAAGGAGUCACUAGCUGGAGCUACAACUGGUAUAAAGUAGGUUCAGUCAGAUUUAUAAGUUAUCAACAGGAACACACAUUCAUGUCUGUUACUGAGUCUGACACAGGUAAAUACAGCUGUGAAGGAUCAGAGACAGAAGGAUCACGCUGGUCACAAAUGAGUGAUGCAGUUACACUGACAGUAUCAGAUCCCAGAGCAGUUUUAAGUGUUUCUCCACAGAACUGGUUGACUGAAGGAGAUCCAGUGACUCUGAUCUGUGAGGUUCACAGCUUCUCUACAGGCUGGACGUUCAGCUGGUUCACUUUAACUGUCUCACCAGAUCAGUAUGAUCAGCUGUCAGACAGCAGCAGAGGAGCAGGAGGAAACUACACGGUCAGUUCUGUUGCUCUAAAUCACACAGGAGUUUAUGUGUGCAGAGCAGAGAGAGAGAAAUCAGUCUAUAAAACACCGUUCAGCAACACACAGCUGCUGUGGGUCACUGGUGUUUCUCCUCCAGUCUCUCUGAGCGUCAGUCCCAGCAGAACUCAACACUUCACAUCUGUCUCUCUCUCUCUGAGCUGUAAGGACCAGAGUAACUCUACUGGAUGGAGAGUGAGAAGAUACACAGACGCUGGACGGCUGAAAGAUUGUUCAUUACGUGGAGGAUCUACAUGUACAUUCAGAGUCACUGUCCCAUCAGACACUGGAGUGUACUGGUGUGAGUCUGAAUCUGGAGAGAAACAUCAUCCUGUUAAUAUCACUGUACACUCUGGUGUGAUUCUGGAGAGUCCUGUUCAUCCUGUGACUGAAGGAGAUCAUCUGAUUCUGCGCUGUUUAUAUCAACACACAACCCCAGCAAACCUCAGAGCUGAUUUCUAUAAAGAUGGAUCACUCAUCCAGAAUCAAACUACAGAGAUGACCAUCACCACUGUCUCAAAGUCACAUGAGGGUUUCUACUUCUGCAAACACCCGACGAGAGGAGAGUCACCCAAGAGCUGGAUCUCAGUCAGGGAUAAGUCUUCCGCAGACUCAAGGUCUUAUAAACCCAUGAUAAUUGGAGUGACUGCAGGACUGACUAUCACUUUUUUGAUCAUUGUCUUCUUGGUCCUGAUGUGGCGCUACAGAAACAACAAAGGUGGAGGAUCUCAGUCUCCCUCUACUGUCAGUCAACAGCAGAGCCUCAGUCAGACAUCAGAGCAGAACCAGAGAGAAGUGCGAGACAAGACACUGCUGUCUGGAACUGCUCAUAUUUAUAACUCUACUGCAGCUAUUUAUGCAACUGCUGAUAAUGACAUAAGCACAGACAGUGUAAGUGCACCUUCUGAACUCACCUAUGCUGAGAUUGAACUGAAAUCUACAAAGAAACAGAAGAAAAAGAAAGAAAACAAAGAGAAUAAACCUGAGAGUUCUGACUGCGUUUACUCUAAACUCAAGCUGCAGACAGAUCGAGGUGCUGGGUCUGGUGAAGUGAUUUAUGCUCAAGUUAAAUAAAAAUGUCCAGAGGAGAAACCCAGGAUGCUGAUGGGUGGAGAUUAACCAGGAUCAUCAAUGAUCAGUAAUCUUUGUGAUAUUGAUCACUUAAUGGAAAUAUAUAUAUAUAUAUAUGUAAAGGUACAGUGUGUAUUCUGAUUGGUUAAUACUAGCAGAGGCAGUAGAUUAUUAGUAGAACUGAGACAAUAGAAUAUCAUUUUCUGACUGUUGAGAAAGUGAACAAGUUUCAUUUUCCUGGAUAUAUUAUGGAAUUUUAAAAUUGUGAUUAUCAGGUCUGAAAAUGUUGUCUUUAAAUGUAAAUGUAUAUAGUGAAAAUUUUAUUUUAAAUCUUUAUUUUGAAAAUAUAGCUCAACUGUAAAAUAUGUUAUAGGCUAGAAAAUCAUAGCUUGGUGAGUUUGCAGUCUCUUAAAUUUACGCAGCAAAAAUAAA
Carassius auratus (goldfish) is the source of this 3514-nucleotide messenger RNA. Its product is annotated as Fc receptor-like protein 5. The coding region runs from base 137 to 3085 and encodes 982 amino acids. The transcript has 19 exons. The record is from RefSeq and is a predicted model, not a curated record. NCBI's taxonomy places the organism in Eukaryota, Metazoa, Chordata, Actinopteri, Cypriniformes, Cyprinidae. Gene Ontology annotation, cellular component: external side of plasma membrane. Gene Ontology annotation, molecular function: transmembrane signaling receptor activity. Gene Ontology annotation, biological process: cell surface receptor signaling pathway; immune response.